Molecule: messenger RNA, 8691 nt
Organism: Cetraspora pellucida
Lineage: Eukaryota; Fungi; Glomeromycota; Glomeromycetes; Diversisporales; Gigasporaceae
Source: the annotation of a GenBank genome assembly
UAUUAUCAAUUUAAUAAUGUUCCAAAUCAGUAUAGUGGUCAAAAUCAAUAUGGCAACACUUCACAACAAGUCGAAAAUACAACUGAAAAACUCGAAGAAAAAGCCAGAAAAUGGCAACAAAUGCAAACGAAACGAUAUGGUGAAAAAAGAAAAUUUGGUUUCAUUGAGCACGAAAAAGUUGAUAUGCCACCAGAGCAUAUUAGAAAGAUUAUCAAAGAUCACGGUGAUAUGUCCAGUAAAAAAUAUCGUCAUGAUAAAAGAAUUUAUCUUGGCGCUUUGAAAUAUGUCCCUCACGCUGUAUUAAAACUAUUGGAAAAUAUGCCAAUGCCUUGGGAACAGGUUCGUGAAGUACCUGUUUUAUAUCAUAUUACAGGUGCAAUCACAUUUGUAAAUGAGAUUCCGUGGGUUAUUGAGCCUGUCUAUAUAGCUCAAUGGGGUACUAUGUGGAUUAUGAUGCGUAGGGAAAAGCGUGAUAGACGACAUUUCAAGCGCAUGCGCUUUCCACCAUUUGAUGAUGAGGAACCGCCACUAGAUUAUGGUGAUAAUAUCCUAGAUGUUGAACCAUUAGAAGCAAUUCAAAUGGAAUUAGAAGAAGAUGAAGAUGCUGCUGUCUAUGAAUGGUUUUAUGAUCACAAACCAUUAGUGGACACAAAAUUUGUGAAUGGAUCAACGUAUAGACGUUGGAAGUUGAAUUUACCAAUAAUGUCAACUUUAUACCGUUUGGCACAUCAACUACUAUCUGACCUCACAGAUUCAAACUAUUUUUAUCUAUUCGAUCUAAAGUCAUUUUUUACUGCUAAAGCUCUAAAUAUGGCAAUCCCUGGAGGGAGCAAGUUCGAACCGCUUUAUAGAGAUAUGGACACAGCUGAUGAUGAUUGGAACGAAUUUAACGACAUAAAUAAAAUUAUAAUACGACAACCUAUUCGUACUGAAUACAAAAUUGCAUUUCCUUUUCUGUACAAUUCUCUUCCACGAUCUGUUCAUGUGUCAUGGUAUCAUGAACCUACAGUAGUUUAUAUCCGUUCGGAGGAUCCGGACUUACCAGCGUUUUAUUUUGAUCCUAUUAUUAAUCCUAUUUCGUCACGUAAUCUUACUCCACAAAACUUGGUAGUAUCUCAUGAAGAUGAAAUUUUCGGUGAUAAAGAGGAAGAUGAUGAAUUUAUACUUCCAGAGAAAAUCUCUCCAUUUUUAGAGAGCACACCACUUUAUACGGAUACUACUGCUGAUGGGAUUGCUUUGUGGUGGGCUCCGCAUCCAUUCAAUAAACGUAGUGGACGAAUGCGGAGAGCAGAAGAUAUACCCUUAGUGAAGAAUUGGUAUCUUGAACAUUGCCCGCCGGGACAACCUGUUAAAGUUCGAGUAUCAUAUCAAAAGCUUAUAAAAUGUUAUGUGCUAAAUGCACUAAAACAUAGACCACCAAAAGCUUUAAAUAAGAAAUAUUUGUUCCGCCAGCUGAAAUCCACAAAAUUCUUCCAAACAACUGAACUAGACUGGGUUGAAGCCGGAUUGCAAGUCUGUCGUCAAGGCUACAACAUGCUCAAUCUCUUAAUUCAUCGGAAGAAUCUCAAUUACUUACAUCUUGAUUACAAUUUCAACUUGAAACCUGUGAAAACUCUUACUACGAAAGAACGUAAAAAGUCUCGAUUCGGAAAUGCAUUCCAUUUAUGUCGUGAAAUUCUACGUUUAACAAAAUUGGUUGUCGAUUCGCAUGUACAAUAUCGUUUGGGCAAUGUUGACGCAUUCCAGUUAGCUGAUGGUCUUCAAUACAUCUUCUCGCAUGUUGGUCAACUAACGGGAAUGUAUAGAUAUAAAUAUCGUUUAAUGAGACAGAUUCGAAUGUGCUUCAGUGCUACGCAGAAAAUCAUGUUAUCAGAUGGUAGUUUUAAACGAGCCAAAAACAUUGUCAUCGGGGACAAAAUAAUGGGCGAUGAUGGAGAAUCGCGAAAGGUUAUUUCACUUACUUCUGGUCGCAGCAUUAUGUACCGAGUUACUUGCGACUAUGAAAAUUCGUCCGAUAACUUAUGGGAAGAGGAUGGAUUUAUUUGCAAUGGUGCUCACCUUCUUGUAAUUAAGUCACGAUAUUAUCCGCGUACCGAACUGAAAUCGACACAACAAACAUUUAAUGUUCACUAUAUGGAAUUCAAUGUUUUUGACGAAGAACUCGGAUUUAACAUUCCGAAAUUAAAAGUUGCUAACUUUUCAUGGAACAAAAACGUAUAUAGAUCUUGUGCUACUGCAAAGGCCGCGGCGAGUGCAUUUUAUAGUAAAUUGUUGAAUAAAGGAUAUAGGGGACGCAUUUGCCUCCAUCCUGCUGCUAAACGCUGGGUUAUUAGACUCACGUACAAACCAUCUAAAGUUAAGGAAAUGGAUAUUAGCGCAUUGAGUUUUUAUUGGAAGUCACAUACGAAUAGAGAGAGAAUAGUUACUCAACAGGAAGCUGAAAAACAAGCUUCAAUGUUUGCUGCAGAACAAUUAAAAAACAAUAAUAAUUAUAUUUGGGAAAUUUCCGUUAUAGACUUUCUUCGUUUUAAGGAAAAAUAUCCUGAUAGUACGCAAUAUCUUGGAAUGUACAGGUGUUGUGUGCCAAGGUUCCCAGAUCAAAGUGCUCUUGAUAUAAACAUUCUAAUUAGAGAAGCUUACGAGGAAGUUGGUGUUAAUGAUAACUACAUCACUAAAAGUGAAUUUGGUUGGUUAUUGUCUUUAUGGCUUGGCGAUGGUUUAGAAGAUUAUCCAGCAUUUUAUUGUGAUGCGAAAAAAUAUCCUACCAUAGUAACUAAAUUAAAAACUAUUGCUGAAAAAUUACGAUUACAACUUGUUAUAACACGUGAUAAUAACCAAGUGGGAGAAUAUUGGAAUAUAUUAUUUUCCACAUCACCUAAAAGUACUUUUAGUUCAAUACAGUGUUGUGAUGAAUUUGGAAGUAUUAUUGUGGACAAAGAUGUGUGGACAUUUGAAUCUAACAAAAAUGAUAGAAAUAUUAUGAGUAUUCUUUUAAAACGGUUGGGUGUAUUUCAAAAUAAGAAAUUGUUUGAUGAAGAAUUAGUUGGAAAACUAACGAAUCAGUCCCAAGAGUUUCGUCUAAAUCUCUUGGCUGGAUUUAUCGAUUCUGAUGGCUAUAUGGCUUACAAUAAACGAAAUUGCUACUACGUGUUUGUACAACAAGUUAAUACCCAUGCUCAUAUUGCCAGAUUUUGUCGUCAUGUUGCACGUUCACUAGGAAUUAGUGCUAUUGGAUAUUCUUAUCAUAAUAAGCAAUUGUUCCAAAACGAUACAAUCACAAAUUCAGUUCGAAUUAAUAUCAGUGGACCGAAGAUAUUGGAAAUUCCAGUUACUGUCAGCUAUAAACGUAUUACCGAAGGCUACUUAUCAACGUCAUUUGAUGACCCAAACGGUUUAAUAAAAUUUAAAGUUGAUCCCCUUCAUGAGGACGAAUAUUAUGGGUUUGAGGUUACUGGAAAUAACGAACGAAUUUUGUUGGAUGAUUUUAUGGUCUCCCAUAAUUGUAAAGAUUUGAAGCAUCUUAUAUACUAUCGAUUUAAUACCGGUCCGGUUGGAAAAGGGCCUGGUUGUGGAUUUUGGGCACCUGGAUGGCGAGUUUGGUUAUUCUUCAUGAGAGGCAUAGUCCCACUUUUAGAACGCUGGCUUGGGAAUUUAUUGGCUCGUCACUUUGAAGGUCGUCAUUCUAAGGGAAUUGCAAAGACUGUAACAAAGCAGCGUGUAGAAUCUCAUUAUGAUCUUGAACUUCGUGCUGCGGUCAUGCAUGAUAUUCUAGAUAUGAUGCCUGAAGGUAUCAAAGCAAAUAAAUCAAAGACUAUAUUGCAACAUUUGAGUGAAGCUUGGAGAUGUUGGAAAGCAAACGUCCCAUGGCACAUAAUGGGAAUGCCAAAACCUAUUGAGAACAUGAUUUUAAGAUAUGUUAAAAGCAAAGCAGAUUGGUGGACUAGUGUAGCACAUUAUAACCGUGAAAGAAUUAGAAGGGGUGCAACUGUUGAUAAAACGGUUUGUAAAAAAAAUCUCGGUCGUUUGACGCGUUUGUGGUUAAAAGCUGAACAAGAACGUCAACAUAAUUAUCUUAAAGAUGGUCCUUAUAUUACUGCAGAGGAAGCAGUAGCUAUAUAUACGUCUACUGUCCAUUGGUUGGAAAGUCGUAAAUUUUCACCAAUUCCCUUCCCACCUCUUUCCUACAAACAUGACACUAAAUUGUUAAUAUUGGCUCUUGAAAGGUUGAAAGAGGCGUAUAGUGUUAAAGGACGUCUUAAUCAAAGUCAAAGAGAAGAAUUAGGAUUGAUUGAACAAGCAUAUGAUAAUCCACAUGAGGCGCUAAGUCGUAUUAAACGUUUAUUGCUGACACAGAGAGCCUUUAAAGAAGUCGGAAUUGAAUUUAUGGAUCUUUAUAGUCAUUUGAUUCCAGUCUUUGAUGUCGAGCCACUCGAAAAAAUCACAGAUGCUUACCUUGACCAAUAUCUUUGGUAUGAAGGUACAAAAAGGAAUCUAUUCCCAGCAUGGGUUAAACCAUCAGAUACUGAGCCUCCGCCAUUACUUGUUUACAAAUUUUGCCAAGGGAUUAACAAUUUGACAGAUGUCUGGGAAACAUCAGAAGGAGAGAUUAACGUAAUGUUGGAAACACAAUUUAGUAAAGUUUACGAAAAGAUUGAUUUAACUUUAUUGAAUAGACUUUUAAGAUUAAUCUUGGAUCAUAAUCUUGCUGACUAUAUGACCGCAAAGAAUAACGUGGUACUUAACUAUAAGGACAUGAAUCAUGUAAAUGCAUAUGGUCUUAUUCGCGGAUUACAAUUUGCUAGUUUUAUAUUCCAAUAUUAUGGGCUUAUUCUGGAUUUGUUAGUUAUUGGACUUCAAAGAGCUUCAGAAAUUGCUGGUCCUCCUCAGAUGCCAAAUGACUUCUUACAGUUUCGAGACGUUGCUACAGAGACUCGACAUCCUAUUAGAUUAUAUUGUCGAUACAUAGACAAAAUUCACAUUUUCUUCCGCUUUAAUGCAGACGAGGCUAGAGAUCUAAUUCAACGUUAUUUGACAGAACAUCCAGAUCCUAAUUCAGAAAAUAUUGUCGGUUACAACAAUAAGAAAUGCUGGCCUCGAGAUUGCCGCAUGAGAUUAUUUAAGAGUGAUGUUAACGCUGGAAGGGCUGUAUUCUGGGAUAUAAAAAAUAGAUUGCCUCGUUCGCUUACUACAAUAGAAUGGGACGAUACUUUUUGCAGUGUUUAUUCCAAAGACAAUCCAAAUGUUUUAUUCUCUAUGUGCGGUUUUGAAGUUCGAAUUCUUCCGAAGAUCCGAAACCUUAAUGAGGAAUUUACACUUAAAGAUGGGGUUUGGAACCUAAUCAAUGAACAAACAAAAGAACGAACGGCACAGGCCUUCCUUCGCGUUGAUGAAGAAUCAAUGCAAAAAUUCCACAAUCGUGUUCGUCAAAUAUUAAUGGCUAGCGGAUCAACAACAUUCAGCAAGAUUUCAAAUAAAUGGAAUACUUGUCUUAUUGGAUUGAUGUCCUAUUUUAGAGAAGCCGUUGUACAUACACGUGAAUUAUUGGACAUAAUUGUGAAAGCGGAAAAUAAAAUUCAAACAAGAAUUAAGAUUGGGCUUAACUCAAAAAUGCCUUCUAGAUUUCCACCAGUUGUAUUUUAUUGUCCAAAAGAAUUAGGAGGACUUGGAAUGUUAUCUAUGGGACACGUCCUCAUACCGCAAAGUGAUCUUCGAUGGAGUCAACAAACAGAGACUGGAAUAACUCAUUUCAGAUCAGGAAUGAGUCAUGAAGAAGAUCAGUUAAUACCCAAUCUUUUCAGAUAUCUUCAACCUUGGGAAUCAGAAUUUAUUGACUCUCAACGUGUGUGGGCUGAAUAUGCACUUAAACGUCAAGAAGCUAAUGCUCAGAAUAGGAGAUUGACUCUUGAAGAUCUUGAAGAUUCUUGGGAUCGUGGACUGCCAAGGAUAAAUACUUUGUUUUCCAAAGACCGACAUACCCUAGCAUAUGAUAAAGGGUGGCGCGUCAGAACAGAUUUCAAGCAAUAUCAAGUAUUAAAGAAUAAUCCUUUCUGGUGGACACAUUCUAGACAUGAUGGAAAAUUGUGGUGUCUCAAUAAUUAUCGAUCAGAUAUGAUUCAAGCUUUGGGAGGAGUAGAAGGAAUCUUAGAACAUACACUCUUUAAAGGAACUUACUUUGUCACAUGGGAAGGUUUGUUUUGGGAAAAAGCAUCAGGUUUCGAAGAAAGUAUGAGAUAUAAAAAAUUGACGAAUGCUCAGCGCUCUGGUCUAAAUCAAAUCCCUAAUCGUCGAUUUACAUUAUGGUGGUCACCGACAAUUAAUCGAGCGAACGUAUACGUUGGUUUUCAAGUUCAACUCGAUCUUACGGGUAUCUUUAUGCAUGGAAAGAUCCCAACCUUAAAAAUUUCGUUGAUUCAGAUUUUCAGAGCCCAUUUAUGGCAAAAGGUGCACGAAAGUGUUAUCAUGGAUUUAUGCCAAGUCUUUGAUUCUGAGCUUGAGAGUUUGCAGAUAGAAACAGUACAAAAAGAGUCUAUUCAUCCAAGAAAAUCAUACAAGAUGAACUCAUCAUGUGCUGAUAUAUUAUUAUUCGCCUCAUAUAAAUGGAACAUUUCUAAACCUUCACUCUUGAAUGAUAACAAGGAUGUUAUGGACGGAACAACGACAUCAAGGUGGUUUGUGGAUUGUCAGCUAAGAUGGGGAGAUUUUGAUUCUCAUGAUAUUGAAAGAUACACAAGGGCAAAGUUCUUGGACUAUUCUACUGAUAAUAUGAGCAUAUAUCCAUCACCAUUUGGCAUUAUGAUUGGUAUCGAUUUGGCAUAUAAUCUUCAUAGCGCCUAUGGCCAUUGGAUUCCAGGAAUGAAACCAUUAAUCCAGUCCGCGAUGGCUAAAAUUAUGAAAGCCAAUCCAGCAUUAUACGUUUUGAGAGAACGUAUCCGAAAAGGUUUACAAUUAUACAGUUCAGAACCUACUGAACCGUAUUUGUCGUCUCAAAAUUACUCUGAAUUAUUUUCGAAUCAAAUUAUUUGGUUCGUAGAUGAUACGAACGUCUAUCGUGUGACAAUUCAUAAGACGUUUGAAGGAAACUUGACCACUAAACCUAUUAAUGGUGCUAUUUUCAUUUUCAAUCCAAGAACUGGUCAGUUAUUUUUAAAGAUCAUUCACACAUCAGUCUGGGCCGGACAAAAACGGUUGGGUCAAUUGGCUAAAUGGAAAACCGCUGAAGAAGUGGCUGCCUUGAUUCGUUCAUUGCCGAUUGAGGAACAACCUAAACAGAUUAUUGUAACUAGGAAAGGGAUGUUGGAUCCUCUUGAAGUGCAUUUACUUGAUUUCCCGAAUAUUGUUAUCAAGGGUAGUGAGUUGCAAUUACCGUUCCAAGCUUGCCUUAAGCUUGAAAAAUUUGGAGAUUUGAUAUUACGCGCUACGGAACCUCAAAUGACACUGUUCAAUCUGUUUGAUGAUUGGCUUAAGACGAUUUCUUCAUACACCGCGUUUUCUCGUCUUAUUCUUAUCUUAAGGGCUUUACAUGUAAACACGGAAAAAACAAAAUUGAUCUUACGUCCCGAUAAAAAUACCAUCACAGAACCUCAUCAUAUUUGGCCAACGUUAAGUGACGAAGAAUGGAUCAAAGUUGAAGUUGCGCUUAAAGAUUUAAUUUUAGCAGAUUACGGAAAAAAGAACAAUGUUAAUGUAGCUUCUCUCACUCAAUCUGAGAUUCGUGAUAUUAUACUGGGUAUGGAGAUCUCUGCACCAUCUCUUCAACGCCAGCAAAUUGCAGAGAUUGAGAAACAAACGAAAGAACAAAGUCAACUUACUGCUGUUACAACCAAGACUCAAAAUGUGCACGGUGACGAAAUGCUUGUUGUUACUACAAGCAAUUAUGAGACGCAAACAUUCUCGUCAAAGACUGAAUGGCGUGUGCGAGCUAUUUCAUCAACAAAUUUACACCUUCGUACUAAUCACAUAUAUGUUAACGCUGAAGACAUACGAGAUACUGGUUACACCUAUGUCCUUCCAAAGAACGUACUCAAACGUUUCAUUCAAAUCUCCGAUCUCCGCACUCAAAUUUCAGCAUAUUUGUAUGGAACUUCACCACGCGAUAAUGCUCAAGUCAAAGAAAUUAGAGCAUUGGUUAUUGUUCCGCAAUAUGGCACUCAUCAAACAGUCAAUUUACCUAAUAUGCUUCCGGAUCAUGAACAAAUCAGAGAUCUUGAACCACUCGGACUUAUUGUUACACAACCAUUUGAAACCGCACAACUUUCUCCAACUAUUCUGUCUUUACAUGCUAGAAUAGUAGCAGAUAAUAAGAAUUGGGAUGGUGAUAAGACAAUAACAAUGACUGUGAGCUUUACACCCGGAUCAUGCUCACUCACAGCUUAUAAAUUAACACCUGCCGGAUUUGAAUGGGCUCGUAAUAACAAAGACACAUCAAUGAAUCCACCAGGCUACCUUCCAACAUUUGCCGAAAAAGUCCAAAUGUUGCUCUCAGAUCGGUUUAUGGGAUUCUUCAUGGUUCCGGAAAACGAUAUUUGGAAUUAUUCGUUCAUGGGUCCUAGUCAUAGUACAAGUAUGAAAUAUACCCUUAAGCUUGACGUUCCUAAAGAGUUCUAUCAUGAAUUGCACAGACCACAACAUUUCCUCAACUUCUCUUCCAUGGAAGAAGACGUUGAAGCUGAUCGCGAAGACGCAUUUGCCUAA